AAAGGCGUAAUUCAGUUUCAAAGACCUACCUUUUUGGAAAAGUCACUGAUACAGGUGUUUUUUUUUUUUUCGAAAAAGACAUUUAGCAUGACUCUCUUUGAAAGAAGAAAAGCAUUUUUGCUGGUGAUUUCUGGAAUAUUGUUUCAUGCCACAGCAAGGAGUUUUCAAUAAGUGUUUUUUUUUUACAUUUUUGAAGAUGUUUACAGAAAAAGUUUUCUUUUGUCUGUGUAUCUUGAUCUCUAUUGGUGUGUUUGGCGUUGAUGGAGAUGAAGUGAAGUCAGUGAUGGAGGGAGAUUCUGUUACUCUACCCACUAAUAUUAGUGAAAUACAGAGAGAUCAUCUGAUAGAGUGGAUAUUUGAAUCUAAUACUCUUAUAGCUGUAAUCACACAUAGCUCUAGAAAGGUUUAUGAAGAGAGAUCCAGAGACAGACUGAAACUGGACCAUCAGACUGGAUCUCUCACCAUCACAAACAUCACAAUCACACACACUGGACUUUAUAAACUAAAGAUCAGCAGCACGAGCAGAGGAACUUCAGAGAAGAGAUUUAAUGUUACUGUCUAUGCUCUUCUGCCUGUUCAUGUCAUCAGCAGAGACUCAUCACAAUGUUUAUCAUCAUCAUCAUCAAGCUCAAACUGUUCCUUGCUAUGUUCCGUUUUAGAUGUGAGAGAUGUGAGAGAUGUGAGUCUGUCCUGGUACAAAGGAAACAGUUUAUUGUCCAGCAUCAGUGUGUCUGAUCUCAACACCAAGCUUUCUUUAGAGGUAGAUUAUCAUGAUAACAAAACAUACAGCUGUGUGGUGAACAAUCCCAUCAGAAACCGAACUCUACAUCUCAACAUCAAUGAACUCUGUCAGUGUUCAGAUUUCAGCCCCUUAAUACUGAUAGCGCCUGCUGUUCUUGUUUUUACCGCAUUGGGACUGCUGGGGCUCAUAGCCGGUGUUAUUCACUACCACAAAAAGAUUCAGAAAGGGCUGAGAAAACCAGCUUACAUUAAAUGGAUGCAAGCUUAUGAAGGGUCCCGGCAAUCUAAAACAUACUGUACACACCAGAAAUGUUAGUUGCAGAAUGUGUAGGCCUUUAUCGUUUUAAACAGUGUUUUAUUAUUAUUUUCAUUCAUUCUGGAAGUCUGUAAAAGUUAAAAAUAUCUGCCAUCACAACUACUUAUGUUUGUAAUCUGUAAUGUAAGAAAAUACUUUUAAAGCUUUG
Molecule: messenger RNA, 1205 nt
Organism: Misgurnus anguillicaudatus (oriental weatherfish)
Lineage: Eukaryota; Metazoa; Chordata; Actinopteri; Cypriniformes; Cobitidae
Source: RefSeq, a predicted model, not a curated record